Acanthoscelides obtectus is the source of this 228-nucleotide messenger RNA. The record is from the annotation of a GenBank genome assembly. Lineage: Eukaryota; Metazoa; Arthropoda; Insecta; Coleoptera; Chrysomelidae.
AUGGAAAAUCUUCUUUGGGAAAUUCGUCAUAAGGUUGACCACGCCCUGCGCACCAGCGCCGGCUUUCAUCUCAACGAACAACCGGACAGCGCUGAGCGGCUCCUUGGCGCCGAAAGUGUGUUGGACGAGGCUGCCGUCGGCCAAUCGGAUCUGGAGGCGGGCUUCGGAGGGCGACGACUUGGGGGAGGCGGCUGUAGCCGACGGGGGGCUAUGAGGGUCGUACUAUGA